AUGGGGCAAAAAGGAACUCAAACUACCCUCCGACUCCGUUGCUUCUCAAAGAAGAUCUUCAUCCUCUGUCUUAUGCGUAAACUAGUUGGGCACAUUACGUUUACACUUGGCUCGUGGCAUGGUGCCGGCGGCGAUCCAUCAGCAUACAACCACUCAAAACAGUCCUCAGCCAACACGCCCUGGAACGCCCCCACAAAUUCCUCUUCAAACUCUCAACAGUCGCUGACCCAGCAGGGCCAAGGUUGCCAAGACAAACCAUAUCCACCACAAUCAGGUCCCAAGGGAGAUGGUUAUGCGACCGUCGAGGAGCUUAGAGAACAACAUGGGGUUGUUGUGCAUGCGAGUGUUGAGUCGUUUCACUUCGACUACUGGUUCCACCUCCGAGCACACUUCAGUCGGAUCUCAGAAGACGGUCGGGAUGGGCAGACUACCAUCCUGGCACUCUACUGUCUCUACGAAGAUUUCUAUGACUUCCAGGCUACACUCAUCGAUAUCUAG
Molecule: messenger RNA, 498 nt
Organism: Puccinia graminis f. sp. tritici CRL 75-36-700-3
Lineage: Eukaryota; Fungi; Basidiomycota; Pucciniomycetes; Pucciniales; Pucciniaceae
Exons: 2
Coding region: 1-498 (165 amino acids)
Molecular function (GO): phosphatidylinositol binding
Source: RefSeq, a predicted model, not a curated record